GGUGUGAGGUGUAUGGUGUAUAUGCUGCUCAGUGCCGCCCGAUCGUCCCCUUCUCAACUAUCAGUGCUCAUUGAUAUUAAAAUUUAGUGAAGCAGUGUUCGUUUGGCUGCUGCUCCUGCCUCAUAAGUAUGGCAGGGGCAAAGCCCGGAGUGCAUAAGCUACAGCUCAAGCCGAUUCACGUGCCCCAAGCUCUACAGGAUGGGGAAACCUUCGUCAAAUGGGACGAGGACGGCACGUGCACAGUUACUCUGAAGAUCGAUCCCCACGGCUACUUCCUCUACUGGAACCACGACUCUGAGUCUCAGGAGACGGAGAUUCUUGACAUCAUGUGUAUCAGAGAUACACGUACAGGCAGAUACGCCCGCGUGCCUAAGGACUCGCGAGUGCAAGCUUGCUUCGGCAACCUAACGUCUCUGGAGAGCAAGUCUCUGUGCGUCGUGUACGGCAACAGCUUCGUUGAUCUUUCCUUCUACAACUUCGUGGGGCAGAAACCUGACACUGUCAAGCUGUGGGCGGAUGCGAUCAUGUCGAUGGCCUACAAUCUGCUGGCGCUGAACUCGUCCCCCGCUAACAACCUACGCAAGGCACACACCAAACUCGUCAUAAGCAAGGACAAGAACGGCAUGAUCCCUGUUAAAAAUAUCGUGCGAGUGUUCGCUCGCCAUGCAGACGACAAGAAGAGAGUGGAACACGCGCUGGAACAGUCAGGUCUCCCCACCGGCAAGAACAAGUCGGUGGACGUGAGCCAGUUUACGUUCGAAGUGUUCCUCGAGUUCUACAGGAAACUCACGUCGCGUGUCGAAGUUGAAAAAAUUUUCUGUCAACUUACAAGCCAGAGUCACCGUAAGCCCGCUAAGGCCAUGGAGGCUAAGGAGCUCGUAGCGUUCCUGAACGACUACCAGCGCGACCCUCGCCUCAACGAGAUCCUCUACCCCUACGCCGACGCGGCGCGGGCCCGUCAGGUCAUCCUGCAGUACGAGCCUGCCAAGGAGAACAUCGCCAGGAAUGUGCUGAGCUGCGAGGGCUUCCUGAACUACAUCCUGAGCGACGACAACAUCAUCAUCGCCAGGGACAAGCUCGACCUCUGCCACGACAUGGACAAGCCGCUCUCUCAUUACUUCAUCAACUCCUCACAUAACACCUACCUCAUAGGUCACCAGCUGACUGGCAGGUCGUCAGUGGAGAUGUACAGGCAGUGUCUGCUAGCAGGCUGCCGCUGCGUCGAACUCGACUUCUGGAACGGCAGGAUAGACGAGCCUAUUGUGGUGCACGGCUAUACGCUCGUGCCUGAGAUAAGUGCUAAGGAAGUGCUGGAAGCCAUAGCGGAAUCUGCCUUCAAGACGUCGGACUGGCCUGUCAUCUUGUCGUUCGAGAACCACUGCAACCCGCGGCAGCAGGCCAAGAUCGCGCAGUACUGCAGGGACUUCUUCGGCGACAUGCUGCUCGACACGCCCUUAGAGGCGUACCCGCUGUCCCCCGGAACACACCUGCCCCCACCAUGUCACCUCAAGCGCAAGAUCCUCAUCAAGAACAAGAAGAAGCAUCGCACCCACAAGAAGAAGGACGCCAGGGGCGGCGGUAACGUGGGCGCCGGCAUCGGUGCUGCCAUCGGCGUCGGCGUCGGUGUGGGCGAGACGCAGUUCCAUGUCGAGCUGUACCCUAGCGAUAGCGGCGACGCUACAUCUGCCGGGGGCACCCCAGCUCGCAGCGCCCCUGGCAACGGCGAGGCACCGCGUCCGCCCCUGCAGAAGGCAACGUCGCGUGACAGCUCUGAGGGCGACCACGACGACCCUAGUGUGGAGGCGGAGGCGCUGGAGAGCUCCAGCAGCGACGAUGACGACGAGCCUGGCGCCUCCCCUGAGGACAGACGCGCGCAGACCAAGGACACGGCGAGCGAGGAGGUGGAGGCGGGCGCUGAGAUAUCCGAGCUCGUGAACUACAUCCAACCUGUGCACUUCCACUCCUUUGAGGUGGCCGAGAAGCGUAACCGAAGUUACGAGAUGUCUUCGUUCGUGGAGACCCAGACCCUGAACCUGCUGAAGGAGAACCCCGUAGAGUUCGUUAACUACAACAAGCGGCAGUUGGCGCGCGUGUAUCCCAGAGGCACUCGCGUAGACUCCUCGAACUUCCUGCCUCAUCAGUUCUGGAACGCGGGGUGCCAACUGGUCGCUCUCAACUACCAGACUCUCGAUUUAUCUAUGCAACUUAACAUCGGACUGUUCGAGUUCAACAACAGGUCGGGUUAUCUCUUAAAACCUGACUUCAUGAUUCGUCCUGACCGACGAUUUGAUCCUUUCGCCGAAAGCACCGUAGACGGCAUCAUAGCGGGGACCGUUUCUGUCAAGGUUAUAUCGGGUCAGUUUCUGAGCGACAAGCGGUCGAGCUGUUACGUUGAAGUUGAGAUGUACGGCCUGCCUGCCGACACUGUCCGUAAACGCUUCAAGACCAAGACCGUCCCCAACAACUGCAUCAACCCUGUGUGGGACGAAGACCCCUUCGUCUUUAAAAAGGUCGUUUUGCCGGAGUUGGCUACCCUGCGCAUCGCAGCGUACGAAGAUACCGGCAGCAAGCCUCUCCUAGGUCACAGGGUUUUGUCUUUGGUGGGCCUAAGACCAGGCUACAGGCACAUCGUGCUGCGCAAUGAGGCUGGUCAGCCUCUAGGUCUUCCUUCCCUCUUCGUGUAUAUUAAAGUACGGGACUAUGUGCCCGAUGGUCUUAGCGACUUCGCUGAGGCUCUCGUGAACCCUAUUAAGUAUCAGAGCGAGCUCGAGAAGCGUGCCCAGCAACUCUCUGUCUUCCAAGACGACGAUUUCGACGAUGAGGCCAAUUGUGCACCAAACACACCCGUCGUGACGAGCUUUAGAGAAGCAUCUGGUGUGACGAGCGGUGGUGGCGUGACGGCGGGCGACGUAAGUGGAGAAAAAAGUGGUAUUGGUGUUGACGUUGGUGGUAGUAACGGUGACGUUUUAGUAGCUCCGGGAGGAAUCCCGGCAAGUCUAGGUCCUGAUUGUGGUGGACUUCCACGAAGACAAAACUCGGUUUCGCACAAGUCCACAUUAACCACUAAAUGCAGUGAAGAAAAAUCCUCUCUUGAGUUCCCGGGCUCGGCGCUCGAGUCUGUCGUCAUAGAGGCCGAGGACAUCGAGAAGUUGAGUACUCAUAAGACCUUCAGAGAGAAGAAGCUCAAGACUGACAAGGAGCUCUCAGAAAUUCAUAAGAAACACAAGAAAGAGAGACAAGGACUGGCUAGCGGCGUUGAUAAGAAGAAAAAAGAACUCGUGAAGCAACAUUCGAAGCUAGAGAAGAAAAUGUCAUCGACUAAAAGCAUAGACGAGAGCAGUCCCCCGACGCGGCUAAGCAGUGAGCACCAACACCGCCUGCACGAGGUGACGCAGAGCUACCAGGCCGCCCUGCACGCUCUGCUGCGCCAGCAGCUCGAACUUGAGCGCAAACUGCAGGAGAAACACCACGAGUCGCUGUACAUGGUGCUGGAGAAGCUGUUGAAGCUGUCGCAGGCCGCACAGCUCAAGAACCUUCAGAACUUACACGACCGCGGCGUCGAGGACCUCAAGAAGAGGCAGGAGGAGUACCUCAGGGAGGAGAGGAAGGUUCUUACCAAGCACACCACCGACAAGCUCGAGCUCGAGAGAAUGAAGCGCGAGAUGCGCAAGGCUCUGGUAGACAGAGGCACUCAGGAGCGGCAGCGUCUCACGGAGAUUUACGAGAAGAAGAGAGAACAGCUCGAGAAGAAGCAAGAAGAAGUCAGGAGAAAGUUUGAGGAGGAGAGAGAGAAGGCACGACGCGCGAUCCAGGAAGAGUAUGACGAGAAACUGAGCUCGGUCGAGAGCUAUUCUCUGAGCGAGGACGUCGCAAACUCGUCGACGUUCCUUAGCGUAAAAAUGGCAUAGCGAACCACACCUCUGCUGUUGUUGUGCCCUGGUAUCUACAGUGCACCAUCUCUGCGCACACUCUGCACUGCUGCUUCUUCUCACUCUGCACACUCUAUGAACUGACCUUCUUCAAAGGUUACUCUCCUCCAGUAUAUAGUUACAACCUUUCAAUCUCCACACACCCGCUACACUCCUCUCACCCUCUCUGGAGGUCACUUCUCCCUCUACACUGCCGAUCUCCCGUAAUCUGCACACACCCGCUACUCUCACCCUCUCUGGAAUUCACUUCCCCCUCUGCACUGCCGAUCCCAAAAAAUCUGCACACACCCGCUACUCUCACCCUCAGCAAAGGUUACUCCUCCUCUUGUUAUGCACAGUCUGUUCUAUGCAAGCAAGUUGUUCUAUUGCUCACUAAUUGUCCUUAAUCCUGCAGUUACGAAUUCCUCGCUAAUUUUAAAUAUUGACCACUCAAAUAUCUGUAUCACGCUGUUUCUUAGCUCUGUUUCAUUAGCUCACGGAAAUUUAUCUAUUUGCUUGUCUUAUAUUUAUUACUUCUUCAUUUUUAUUGUAUAAAUUUUAUACUAAUAUU
Molecule: messenger RNA, 4479 nt
Organism: Hyalella azteca
Lineage: Eukaryota; Metazoa; Arthropoda; Malacostraca; Amphipoda; Hyalellidae
Gene: Plc21C
Product: 1-phosphatidylinositol 4,5-bisphosphate phosphodiesterase classes I and II-like
Exons: 24
Coding region: 129-3908 (1259 amino acids)
Biological process (GO): phosphatidylinositol-mediated signaling; lipid catabolic process
Molecular function (GO): calcium ion binding; phosphatidylinositol-4,5-bisphosphate phospholipase C activity
Source: RefSeq, a predicted model, not a curated record